Messenger RNA from Aegilops tauschii subsp. strangulata, 922 nucleotides. RefSeq names its product MEIOTIC F-BOX protein MOF. The record is from RefSeq and is a predicted model, not a curated record. Gene Ontology annotation, molecular function: protein binding. Lineage: Eukaryota; Viridiplantae; Streptophyta; Magnoliopsida; Poales; Poaceae.
UUCUUGCAUGAUAAGUUUGAAUACAAGUACAAAGAUCGCGAUGAAGAUGCAUUUGAAUGUGAUAGCGGCGACGACAGUGACUCCGAUGAUGACCACUGUGAUAGUGAUACUGAUACCGACUUGAGCACUUCUGACAUAUUGGAUGGUGCUAAAGUUUUAGGUGGCCAAAAUGUUAUCCGCAGCCUUUCAAAUGCUACAAGUUUAGAGCUGAUAGCUGAUGCCGGAGAGUUGAUUCUUAAUAGGGAAUUGGAAAUAUGCCAAAUUUUUAGCAACCUGAAGGUGUUAGCCCUUGGUGAGUGGUGUAUGGCUGCCGACUUCUAUCCGUUAGUUUCAUUCUUGCAGCAUGCUCCAAAUCUGGAGUCUCUUUUUCUUAAACUUAAAACGGAUCAUGAGGAAAUAGAAGACAAUAUCAGACUGGAGGGUAUAUCAUUUGCUUGCAAGAACCUUACAAUGGUCAAGAUAAAAUGUCCCAAGGAUGAUGAAAGAGUUCCUGUGUUAACACAAAUGUUCAUGGCUAAUGGCAUACCCAUCGAAAAGAUAGAUGUCUGUCACCGUGAGACUCGCAAAACUUGUCAUCAAUCCUUGGGCCUAAGGCGUGGAUAUGCUGCUUUGUAGGAACUGCAGUUUCAGCGCAAUGGAAGCCAUUGGCUAAGGCUGGCCUCGCUCAUUUCCAAGAUCCGGGUGCCUUCUCACUCUGUCCCCGCCUCCCCUGCGCUGCUGUCUUCUGGAGCUGGAGCGUAGAUCCUUCUUUACCUUAGUUUUUGCUGGCCUGCGUGCCAUGGUUGCCUCGUUGGCUGUAUGGAUCGGUUUGAACCUCUUCCGCCUUAAAAAAAAAACCUCUUCCGCCUUGUACUGGAUUAUGUUAACUCAGCUUGUUGGGCUUUAUAUUUAUAAAGUCGGGCAAUCUGGCUUUCCUCUAAAA